Rhodofomes roseus is the source of this 649-nucleotide messenger RNA. RefSeq lists its product as uncharacterized. The transcript has a single exon. The coding region runs from base 112 to 444 and encodes 110 amino acids. Lineage: Eukaryota; Fungi; Basidiomycota; Agaricomycetes; Polyporales; Fomitopsidaceae. The record is from RefSeq and is a predicted model, not a curated record.
GUCCGACAGGCGAUUAGAAACUUUACGCACAGGGACGCACGGUACGACGGCCAUCUCGAGGAGUCACGGCGGUCGAAUUGUCUGCAUUUGCGGAGGUGGAUCAAUCACAGCAUGUGGCAUAUAUCAACACUGCGUGGCUCGCUGCAGGCUGCGCCAUGUUGGCUCGGAACUGCAUCUUCCUCGGGGCUGACAAGAUGCUGCGCGCACUGCCCGGCGCAGCGCAAAUUUUAUUGCGGCAGAUCCUUGUGGUUGUACAUGGCUAACGAUGCAAUGCGUGCACAGGUCAUCGGAAUAAGGAACGUCGUUUAUAGGGAGCACUAUUCGCAUAUGGCCUCAGUUCGGACAAUCACGGUGCAAACAUGUGGCUAUACGCCGGAAUACCCAUGCUCGAGCUCAGGACGCUCUUGUCAGUCUUUCCAGUUCUCGACUGGCCAGGAUCUUUAAGUCCAUCCUACAUGUGAUUGUCUAUAUUAUCGGACAUACCGUCAAGAACUCUGUGUAUCUCGGAAGGCCGCUAGAUCAUGGCUCACGUGUCUGUACGGAAUGUUGAUUGUGUCAUUUACAGGAGUUCUCUUCUGUGCAACUGUGCAACGGACAUGCUGAGAGGCUGGAAAUCCAAUCGGUACACUAAAGUCGACAUCCUGUAUUU